Molecule: messenger RNA, 5264 nt
Organism: Physcomitrium patens
Lineage: Eukaryota; Viridiplantae; Streptophyta; Bryopsida; Funariales; Funariaceae
Source: RefSeq, a predicted model, not a curated record
UGCUUACUGCUGCUACACCAGUGGUUGGCUGGGUGGCUGGGUGGCUUGGCUUGGCUGGCUGCCUCAUCGGGCGCCCCCUCUUGCUUACCCUCCCUCCGUUCCUUUUCUCUCAUCGCGCUUUCGUUCUCGUUGUCGUGUUUUAUCCUUGCCUGGGACAGCAAUCGUAUCCCACUGUUUUCUCUACCUUACGUAGUCCUCUUUUCCACAUCUUUUGUUUCGGUCGCUUUCUUCUUGUGCAGUUUCCGCUAGCCACUUAUAGCGCUUCGUGUUGCCUCGUCCUCGGUUGAUUCCUCCAUGAGAGUGUUGUAUGGUUAUUGAGGGCUGAAUUAGGGCGGCUGUUCAUGGUGAUACGAUUGCCUGUCUUUCGAAAUUUUGGUUUAUAUGUGUAUCGUAGGUUCUCAUCACGGCGUGCAAAUGUUCCACCCCUGUUUCUGCUGGCAUGGUAACCUCUUCUGCUCCCUCUGUCCAGUGCCUCUGGGACAGGUCGAGGUUUGCAUGUUCCUGCAGAAUUAGGGAUAUGUGUGAAGGGCAUCAAGGUUUUGAGGAUUUUGGUUGGUUUUGAAGAGCGCAUGAGUGCUCUCCUUUCCUGGUCUGUUUUUAUGUGUAACCGCUUCCGGAAUUUGAAAAAGCUCUUGCAUCAGGGACACAUGGAUUAUUUACACACAUUUGGAGCUUGCAAGCAGAGCUGCACGUUGGUGUGUGCUUAUUUUACUUAUCAGACAUUGGAAUCCCCACAUUGCGAGAAAAUUCGAGCUGGGGUUACUCGCUAUUAAUGCCCAGAGUACGCUUAGGAGGUAGGUGAGUAGGUGCAGUGGAAGGCCUCACGGCAAUGGUAAUUGCUGAGGCUGACGACAUGUAAAAUGGCGACCUCUGUCGCUCUUCCUCAAUCCUUCCAGCCAAUCUCGACGCCAUUGAUAACUGCUCUCGGCAUGGGCAUGUCGUGCGUGCCGCUGGCAUCUCCCAUCAUACAGUUCGUCUUUUUUCACAAAGCCAUUCGCGUGGAGGUGGGUAGGCUUCAUAGGGAUGCGCUGGCGGUUGAGAAUGGGACGGAGGAGGAUAUCCAUGCCCUAAUUGACCGAUACAGAUUUUUGCGCACAAUCUACAAGCAUUUCUGCAGCGCAGAAGAUGAGGUUAUAUUACCUGCCCUUGAUUCUCGUGUCAAGAAUGUAGCGCAUUCCUACUCGUUGGAGCACAAAGUAGAGAGCGAUCAAUUCGAUCAGAUAGCACAGCUUUUAAGUAAUCCUCUGGCUGAAGAUGGAAGAGUCGCCUCGUCUUUGCACUCCCAGCUUGGAUCCUGCACAGAGGCCCUACAUACCACUCUCUGCCAGCAUUUAUCUAAGGAAGAGGAACAGGUAUUUCCUCUUCUCAUGCAACAUUUCACUUAUAAGGAACAAGCUGGACUGGUGUGGCAAUUCAUCUGCUGUAUUCCUGUUAAUCUCAUGGAGAAGUUCUUGCCAUGGUUGGCUUCUUCCCUCUCAGAUGAGGAUCGCCAGCAGAUGGUUGCUGUCAUGUGUGAAGUCGUUCCACCAGAGGAGUUGCUACAACAGGUGGUGCUUGCAUGGCUCAGAGGGGGUAAUAGAGCAGCAGUUUCCGAUGAUACUCUUAAAUCGAGCAGAGACGCUGAAUCGGCUGCUUGGGCUGCAAUUGAUUCAAGAGUGGCGGGAGACUUGGCAAUGACAUGGGAAUUGGAUAGAGAGAGUUCAAUGAAGAAGACUGAUCUGCAAACGAAAUCACUGAAAAGUGGACCAUUGGUUUCUCCCCUGAGGGAGCUUCUUUACUGGCACAAUGCAAUCCGCAAAGAGCUGAAAGAAAUUGCAGAAGAAGCAGCUCAAAUUCAACCAUUGGGAGCUUUAUCCCCAGCGAAGCUAACGGCUUUUAUUGAACGGUCUCAAUUUUUGGCCGAUGUGUGCAAUUUUCAAAGUUCGGCGGAGGAUAAAUUGAUGUGCCCUACUUUGCACCAGAAAGUUCAGGAGCGAGUGACAUACCUCAUGGAUCAUGCUGAGAAGGAUCGACGAUUUGAAGAUGUGCUAUGUUUGCUCAAGGGUGUACAGGCAGCUGUGAACAAUAGCACAACAGUUACUGAAUUGCAUCGUGAACUUUGUGAGAAAGCAGAACUUAUUGUAGAAUCAAUUCAGCAACAUCUAUUGGAGGAAGAGGAGGUGUUUCGUUUUACGAAAUCACAAUGCAGUAUUGAGGAGCAGCGUGCUUUACUAUACCAAAGCCUCAGAGUGAUGCCUUUGAAGUUGCUAGAGCGAGUUCUUCCGUGGCUAGUUGGUGUUUUGAACGAGGACGAAGCGAAGGAAAUGCUUCAGAACUUGCGACUGGCAGCUCCCGCUGAAGACAUGGCUCUCGUCACCCUCUUCUCAGGCUGGGCAUGUAAAGGACAUCCACAAAAUCUCUCUAGCACUGGAAACAUUCGAUGUCUCUCAUCCACAAAAGUCGAUGACUGCCCUGUAAUGAGGAUGAAACUUAAUGCAGGGAUUGGAAGCAAGUACUUGCAAAGCGGAUCGAUCCUUCCUCCACCAGAUUCAAAUCAAAAUUCAGUAGAUGUGGGUACUGUACAUGGGCCAGAUGACUCUCUGGAAACUCUUCAUACGAGAGCACCAAAGCGUCCACGGUGGGGAGAAGUCGAGUUUAAAGGCGGAGAUAAUCUAAGGGAGGUUGACAAGAGUAGAGAUCGUUGUGGAGGUUCUUCCGCAUGCUGUGCCCCAGGUUUAGGUUGUGGAAGUAUUAGUGCCCGUUCUUCAGGGACAGCCUUGUUGUCUUAUUCAACAAGUUCAGCUAGUAGUUCAUUGAGUUCCGGGCUCUUUGGAUGGGGUAGCGACAGAGGUCUAACUUCUGGUUCUGGACCAAAGCCAAUCGAUCAUAUCUUUCAGUUCCACAAGGCUAUUCGGAAGGAUCUGGAGUACUUAGAUAGUGAGUCUGCUAAAUUAGCCGAUUGCGAUGAAGAUUUUCUCAGGCAGUUUCAGGGAAGAUUUCAAUUUCUGUGGGGACUGUACAGAGCACAUAGCAACGCUGAAGAUGACAUAGUCUUUCCGGCACUUGAAGCGAAAGAAGCUUUGCACAAUGUGAGCCAUUCGUAUACAAUAGAUCACAAGCAGGAGGAACAACUAUUUAAGGAUAUUGCUGAAGUAAGUUUGAUUUCUCAACACAUUCUCAAACCUAUUUAUGAAUGGUUCAGAGAAGGGAUUCUGGCUAACAAAUUGCAAAGGAUGUGUAAAUCUAUCAAAAUUAGCCUCGAUCAUCAUGUUACAAGGGAGGAAGAAGAGCUUUGGCCUCUUUUUGAUGUUCAUUUUAGCAUUGAGGAGCAGGAUGAAAUUGUAGGACGCAUCAUUGGAACCACGGGUGCUGAAGUUCUUCAAUCGAUGCUGCCAUGGGUUACAACAGCUCUUACCGAAGACGAGCAGAACAUUAUGAUGGAUACAUUGAGACAGGCAACUCGAAACACCAUGUUUGACAAAUGGCUACGGGCCUGGUGGAAAGACAACCCUGCAUCCAGUAGCGACACAACAAUUUCUACUGAAAAUCAAUCUGUACCCUCUGCAAGCUCAAGUGAAUCACUGCAGAUGGUUGUCGAUUACUUUUCUAAAGAGGCUAUUAGUGUAGGGACAACAACAGAGGAAAGCUCCAUUCAUUCAGGUUCUGGUUUUCCAAGUAAUAUUUGCUCAGAUGACGAAGACAGGCAGGUGACCACCAUGGACAAAGCUAUCACUGAUCAGGGUAGCAAAGAUGCAGUUUUCAAACCUGGAUGGAGUGAUAUAUUCAGGAUGAACCAAAAAGAAUUGGAAGCCGCCAUUCGGAAAGUUUCUAGUGAUAGUUCCCUUGAUCCGCGACGAAAGGCUUAUCUCAUGCAGAAUCUUAUGACCAGCCGUUGGAUUGCAUCACAGCAGCAUGUCUCGCAUGAAAAACCAGUCACGGAAGGAGACAACCCUGCUGAUAUUCCUGGAAGGAGACCUUCCUAUCGUGAUGAAGAAAAUGGUAUAUAUGGUUGUGAGCAUUACAAACGUAAUUGUAAAUUGAGAGCUGCAUGUUGUGGAAAUCUUUUUCCCUGCCGUUUUUGUCAUGACAAUGUCAGCGAUCACUCCAUGGAUAGGCAUGCCACAAAAGAGAUGAUGUGCAUGCAGUGCUUACAGGUGCAGCCUGUGGCUGCUGUGUGUAGCACCCCGUCGUGCAACGGCUUCUCCAUGGCUCGUUAUUUCUGCAACAUUUGCAAGUUCUUCGACAAUGAUGAUAGGGAUAUAUAUCACUGUCCAUCGUGCAAUCUUUGCCGUGUUGGCAAGGGUUUAGGCAUUGAUUUCUUUCAUUGUAUGACGUGCAACUCAUGUAUGGCCAUGCAUCUCAAAGAACAUAAAUGCUUGGAGAAAGGUCUCGAAUCCAAUUGCCCUAUCUGCAACGACUUCUUAUUCACUUCCAACACGCCUGUCAAAGCUCUUCCUUGUGGCCACUUCAUGCAUUCUGCCUGCUUCAUGGCGUACACGCAUAGUCAUUAUACUUGUCCUAUCUGCAGCAAGUCUGUUGGAGACAUGGUGGUUUAUUUUGGUAUGCUGGAUGCCUUAUUGGCUGCUGAACAGCUUCCUGAUGAAUAUCGAAACAGAUGCCAGGAAAUUCUAUGCAACGACUGUGAGCAAAAGUCUACUGCACCUUUUCACUGGCUAUAUCAUAAAUGUGAAGGAUGCGGUUCCUAUAAUACCCGCACCAUAUAAUGUACUUCCUAGAUUCUUGCACCAACCUUUUACUUUGUGAUGUGAAAGUCUCUUUUGUACGUGAGCAUACACAAAGAUAUCAUUUAUUUUGGCACCGUAUUCUAUAAUACCCUUCUUUAGGCUUCGGUUUAUUUAGGUCUUCAAAUGUGGAUAUCGAAGGUGGGUCUUUGAGAAUACAUUUGACCUAUGAAUCAUGCCUUGAGCUGUUUGAAAGUCACGCAGCGCCUAUGCAUCACAAGACGUUUCGUAUCAUGACGAAAAAUCCGUUGAGAUUGUGCAGCUCCAACUUGAGGUGAAGAUUGUCUUUGUAGUAAAACUCAAGUGUUCAAUUCGCUUUUGUGUAUUCCUCAUGUCUGAAGACGUUUAGUUCAUUCGAAUCAGUAAAUUCACAAAUGUGAAGCGCAUAUUCCAACCUAUGUGCAGAAGUAGACCAUAGCUACGCAUAUCUUUCUGUAAUCAAGUUCAGGCUUCAGAUAGUGUACAUUGGUUGGAUGUUCCCGCUUCUCUCGGUUUAUUUUAAGCACAACUUGAUAUCCACGGCUAUCUUCUGGUUUUCCUGUA